CUGCCAAAAAGUCACAAUCAAGAAGUCUGAUGUAAUCAAUAACCUUUGAUCCUAAUCAUCCAUUUCAACUUUUCGUAUUAAGGCCCCACGUGUGGUUCAUACACCAUGGGUGGCACUUGCUACCAAAAAUCUCUAGUUCUUACAUUGCAUAGAGAUGAACGGGACCUGUAAUUUGGUCAUUAUCAUCAGAUAGUUACAGGCUUGCUGAAAGAAAUGUCACAAGCAGCAGUAAAGCCAGACGGGUCUGAUUCUCCGGCAAGAAAAUCUUGCAUGUUUUACAAGUUGAUGGUUGCUUCCAUUCUCCAAGACAAAAAGCUGAUACCAAAAAAGUUUGUCAACAAAUAUGGAGAUGAACUUUCUUCCGUUGCCACACUUACUGUUCCCUGUGGUCGUAUCUGUCUAGUGGAAUUGCAAAAAGUUAACGGCAAGUUAUGGUUUCACAAGGGUUGGCAUGAAUUUGUAGAAUGCUACUCCAUUCGUGUUGGGUAUUUCUUGGUCUUCAUAUAUGAAGGAAAAUCAAACUUCAAUGUUCAUAUGUUUGAUUUGACGGUUUCAGAGAUAAAGAAUCCAUGUAAUUCUCUUAGUCAGUUGCAAGAAUCCAGCCAUGACAAUCCAUGUCUAUUACCCAAUGAGAAAGAUGAUGGCCUUGAAAAAGUCUUGGGUUUCAGACCUCCAUCUCCUAAUCUCCUUUCCUCGAUAACAAGCAAAAAUUGUAAUGAAUAUAUCCAUUGCAACUGGAUUCAAUCUACUUCCACUGCUAGUCUAGAGAAGCCACAUGUAAGAACAGAUGUAUACAAUAUGAGAGAAAACUUUCAAUCUUCUCGAGACAUAGGUACACAGUUUAAUGGGAUGGAGCUUACAAGUACCGAGGAUGGAGCUGGUUCCGUUAUCCCAGGCAUAACAAGAAAAACCAGAGGACGCAAACGGAUGAGUGAGAAUAGCAUCCAGAACGUGAAACUAAAGUCGACCCAUGUAAGAAAUACUUCUGAAACUCUUACAAGGAGGCGGAGAGCUGUAACACCGGAGGAAAAGGAAAGGACAAUUCGUGCAGCUCACAUGUUCAGGUCUGAUAAUCCUUUUUUCCGGGUUAUCUUGCGACCAUCUUAUGUAUAUAGGGGAUUUCUUCUGCACAUCCCGUCCAGUUUUGCGCGGACCUUUUUGAACACGGUUACAGGAUUUGUCACACUUCAGGUUUCUGAUGGAAAACAAUGGCCUGUCAGAUGCUCUUUCAAGGAUGGUAAAGCAAAGUUGGGCCAGGGGUGGACGGAAUUUGUUUGGGAAAAUAAUUUGGAGGAAGGGGAUGUUUGUAUCUUUGAGUUGAUUCAUGCAAAAGAAAUUGUGCUGAAAGUUGCUGUAUUUCGAGUGCUUGAAGAUGCAGCACCAACUGGCCAACUUUCAAAUUAGAUUCAGUCAGACAAAAACUAAUCAUAGUUUUUGUAGGAGGUGAAUUGUAAAACAUCAAUCAGGCGUAUCACUCUUCGUGUUCUAUUAGUUUGUUAACCUUUGUUUAUUCAGCUGGAACCUGAUGCAUAUUGCCAAUGUAACAUGAUUGAUCUUUUAUCUGC
Molecule: messenger RNA, 1565 nt
Organism: Populus trichocarpa (black cottonwood)
Lineage: Eukaryota; Viridiplantae; Streptophyta; Magnoliopsida; Malpighiales; Salicaceae
Product: B3 domain-containing transcription factor VRN1
Exons: 4
Coding region: 214-1404 (396 amino acids)
Molecular function (GO): DNA binding
Source: RefSeq, a predicted model, not a curated record